Molecule: messenger RNA, 2982 nt
Organism: Dermochelys coriacea (leatherback sea turtle)
Lineage: Eukaryota; Metazoa; Chordata; Testudines; Dermochelyidae
Gene: FSCN2
Product: fascin actin-bundling protein 2, retinal
Exons: 5
Coding region: 822-2297 (491 amino acids)
Biological process (GO): actin filament bundle assembly; establishment or maintenance of cell polarity; cell migration
Cellular component (GO): actin cytoskeleton; cytoplasm
Molecular function (GO): actin filament binding; protein-macromolecule adaptor activity
Source: RefSeq, a predicted model, not a curated record
UAAUUGUUAAGGAGCUUAGCGGCUGGGCCAGCGUGCGGCUGGAGGUGACCUCCUGCCGAAUCAGAGACGCCCGUAACUCUGGCCGGGUGCCCACGGGAAGGCUGCGCGGCCCUGGCAGGGGCAGAUCGGGUUACGGCCCAAGUUUGCCACCCGAGACUCUGCGGCACAGAAGAAGGAGGCAGAACCUGCUGCAAGGGGAAGAGCUCACCAGCUGUGGAGGGGGUCAGGGACGCAGACACCCGCCGCGGCCCCAGCCCCAGUGGAACAGUGCACAGCCUGCGAGGCUGGCCCAGUGGAGCCGAACCCCGGAGAAGAGGCUCCGUCAACGGCUCAUUGUCUCCCGCAUCAACCCCCUCGCUUGUGUCAGCGCAAGCCCCACUAUUGGCUACCGAGGGCUCGGAGCCCGGUGACAUCCAGGCGCGCUCUGUAAUCCUAGCUGGGUCUCAUUAACCCAGGCUGCAGUGCCUACGCCCGCGCCUUCCCUGGUCUGCACCCCCCGGCGCGUCGGAGCGGAAGAGGUCAGCCAGAGCGGCCGUGCAGGGGGAGCCGGCGCUGCCAGCUGCGGGGCCAGACGUCCAGACGAGGUUGGCGUUCCGGGCUGCAGGUUAGAUGAAGGCAAGCGAGGCUGCGCCCGGUGGAGAGGGACCGGGAACUGGGGCAGCGGCACGUCAGCGCGGCUUGGCCUGAGGCACUUCGCUCUAGUCCAGGUCUGCCCGGGGCCGGCUGCGCGUGGGCGCGAGUGUGCGCGGGCACCCGCCGGUGUCCUCAGCAGGGCUGGGAGAACCUCAACUCGCGCCCCUCUCCCCGGGACCCAGCAGAAGAUGCCAACCAACGGGAUCCACCAGGUCUUGAAGAUCCAGUUCGGCUUGAUCAACUGCCAGAACCGCUACCUGACGGCCGAGAGCUUUGGCUACAAGGUCAACGCCUCGGCACCCAGCCUGAAGAGGAAGCAGAUAUGGAGCCUGGAGCAGGACGAGGCCGACAGCUCCGUGGUCUUCCUGAGAAGCCACCUGGGCAGGUACCUGGCCGCUGACAAGGACGGGAAGGUGUCGUGUGAAGCUGAGAAGCCGGGCAGAGACGGGCGCUUUGCUAUUGUCACCCAGUCGGAUGGGCGCUGGGCGCUGCAGUCUCAGCCCUACAAGCGCUUCUUCGGGGGUGCAGAAGACAGGCUGUCGUGCUUUGCCCAGGCCGUCACUGAGGACGAGCUGUGGACCGUCCACCUGGCCAUCCACCCGCAGGCCAACCUGCUGAGCAUCAGCCGGAGGCGGUACGCGCACCUGAGCACCCUGGAGGAUGAGAUCUCAACCGACAGCAACAUCCCCUGGGGCGUGGACGCGCUCAUCACCCUCACCUUCCAGAGCCAGCGGUACUGCCUGCGGGCCUGCGACAACCGCUACCUGCGCAACGAUGGCGCCCUGGUGCCGGAGCCCGGCCCGCGCACCGGCUACACCCUGGAGUUCAAGGCAGGGAAGCUGGCUUUCAAGGACUGCGACGGGAAGUACCUGGCGCCCAUGGGGCCCACGGGCACACUGAAGGCCGGGAGGAGCUCCAAGCCGGGCAAGGACGAACUCUUUGAUCUGGAGGAGAGCCACCCGCAAGUGUGUUUCCUGGCGUCGAAUGGCCGAUACGUCUCCAUCCGGCAAGGUGUCAACGUCUCGGCCAACCAGGAUGAGGAGAUGACCCAUGAGACCUUCCAGAUGCAAAUUGACAGAGAGACCAAGAAGUGCAUCUUCCACUCCAAUGUGGGCAGCUUCUGGACCCUGGUGUCCCACGGGGGCAUCCAGGUCACUGCCACCAGCGUUGCCGCCAACACCAUGUUCGACAUCGAGUGGCGUGGCCGGCGGGUGGCCCUCAAGGCCAGCAAUGGCAAGUACAUCUGCGCCAAGAAGAACGGGCAGCUGGCCGCAGUUAGCGACUCCGUUGGGGAAGACGAGGAGUUCGUCGUCAAGCUGAUUAACCGGCCCAUCCUGGUGCUGCGGGGCGACCACGGCUUCGUCAGCUGCCACCGCGGCUCCAACCUGCUGGACGCCAACCGGGCCACCUACGACGUCUUCCAGCUGCUCUUCAGCGACGGGGCCUACCACAUCCGGGGCCCCGGCGGCAAGUUCUGGCAUGUCACCAGCAGCGGUGCCAUCUGCAGCGAUGGCGAGGUGUCCGAGGAUUUCGUCUUCGAGUUCCGGGAGCGCGGCCGCGUGGCCAUCCGGGGGAAGAACGGCAAAUAUCUGCGCGGGGACCUGGCCGGCACCCUGCGCGCCGACGCCGAUUCCCUGCACCGCGCCACGCUCUGGGAGUACUGAGCCCGGCCCCCCGCCCAUAGCGCAUAGACCCCUAGGGCCCGCGCUAGCUAAGCCGGCUCGGCACGUGGGGGGCAGGAGGCGUCAGCACAGUGACCCCUGCUGGACUCUCACCUGCUGCGGGGCAGGGACAGGAGCACAAGGGAGGGCGUGUCCCCCCCCACUCCCGCUGGGCAGCCGUGUUGGGGUGGGCUGGCUGGUAGGGGCUUGUGGGCGUGCAAAAGAUAGACACGGUAGAUGUCCGGUUUUAGUGCCGUCUGUGCCCCCCCCACCCCCACAUGGCUGCACCCCCACCCUCCGCUCCUCCUCGCUGAGCUCAUUAAAAUCCGCUUGAGUUGCACGCCGGGGAGGGUCACUCGUCUUCCUUCACCAGCAGCACCUCGGAGGGCCCCCGGCACCGGGCCGGCUGACACCAUCCUGGGACAAGGGGGCCCCGCCCAUGCCCUUGGCCUGAGUGCCACCGAGCCGCCCCAUGGCCAGUGCUGUGAGCCACAGAACCACAUCUGGGCAGACUGGCACCAGGCCACCCAAGGCAUUGCCCGGGCUGGGCUCUGGGGAGGGAUGGGGGGCAGGCAAUGGAGCUGCCUGCCACUUGCUCAGCCCCUGGGCCCGGGGGUCCCUGCUGGGCCCCUCCCUGCCCUGCUCCCCCCAGGCCCUCAGCAGCAGGUUCUGCUUCCCUAGAGCACAU